GAUAGGAAGAAGCGGCCGCGCGAUUCCUGAGAGCGAGCGCCGGCUGAGCGAAGGCUGGAGCCGACAGGUGAAACGGGGGAGGAUACGAGCCACGGAAAGGUCGCCGAAGGAGUGACACAGCUCAUUACGCUUGUCCCAGCAAUUAAACGUGAAAACAAUAAGCAGACAUGCCUUCAAACCCGCUGCCAACAGCCGAGCAGGUCGCUGUGACAGAGCGAAACAACCGGUGCCGCUUGGUGCGGACAGGGAGUUAGUGUGACGUCAGAGCCGCCGGUGCUGCGCUGACUUCUCAGAAUAGACUUCUAGGAAACGGUAAAUUUUAAAAGGGAAGCCUUUACACUCAGUCCUUCACACAUUUCAGUUGCAGCCCGGUGACAACACACUCCAAACAGCCGCAACAUAGAUUUCUACUUAAAUUAACGCCGUUACCCUUUUUUUUUGACCGUACGAGGUGUUUUCAGUGUCCUUAUAUAAACUACAGGACCAGAGCUUGUUUGGACACGCGGGACCCUUUGUGUCCUUAUAUCGCCUAAAAUAGGUCUAUUCAUCUCAGCCUGAUGUUAAAGCUUAUUUUUUGUAGAGGUGAAUUUUCUUGAUGUUUUCGUUGUUUUCUGAAGAAGUACCGACUGGAUUUUAGCGCACGGGAGUCAAGAAAUAGCAUGAUUCUUUGUGUUCCAGGUCCUAGAGCUCUUUUGCCCGGUGCUCCGUCCACUGAAGCCCCACGGGGCAUGCGGGCGGGAAAUGUAGCUCCAACCUCUUGCCUUCAAAGUUCCCCUCCACCAUGGGACCCCACAAAGGACCUAAGGGUGAUUGCCAGCAACUUUUGCUACCUAGAAAAUUCAGGAUGGUACUGGGGAGCUGUAACUGCAGCUCAGGCACACGCUGCACUUCAAGAGGCAUCUGAAGGAGCUUUUCUGGUACGAGACAGCAGUCACCCUCUGUACAUGCUGACCCUCUCGGUCAGGACUGCACGCGGUCCCACCAGUAUACGGAUCCAAUACAGUGGCGCCCAGUUUUUGCUCGACUCCAGUUCCCCGGCCCGUCCCAGUCUGUCGUCCUUCCCCAACGUGCCUAGCCUGGUGCAGCACUACAUGGGACCAGAGGGGAAAAAAAAGGAGGGGAAGGUUGAGGAGGAGGCUCCUUCAAAACCCUCUCAGCAGACAAUUCUGGAGACGUCGGUGCUAUUAAAACUGAAGAGGGCUGUGUACAAGCCCCAAGGCCUCCCCUCCUUACAGCACCUCACACGCCUCGUCAUUAACAGACAUUCUGAGUGCUCUGACCAGCUACCACUCCCGAGGCCUCUGCUGCGCUACAUACAGGACUAUCCCUUCAAGGUAUGAGGGGUCCCUUAAUAAGACCA
Monopterus albus (swamp eel) is the source of this 1360-nucleotide messenger RNA. RefSeq names its product cytokine inducible SH2-containing protein a (gene cisha). Gene Ontology annotation, molecular function: 1-phosphatidylinositol-3-kinase regulator activity. Gene Ontology annotation, biological process: intracellular signal transduction; phosphatidylinositol phosphate biosynthetic process. The transcript is spliced from 3 exons. Bases 660 to 1340 code for a protein of 226 amino acids. Gene Ontology annotation, cellular component: phosphatidylinositol 3-kinase complex. NCBI's taxonomy places the organism in Eukaryota, Metazoa, Chordata, Actinopteri, Synbranchiformes, Synbranchidae. The record is from RefSeq and is a predicted model, not a curated record.